Molecule: messenger RNA, 1424 nt
Organism: Triplophysa dalaica
Lineage: Eukaryota; Metazoa; Chordata; Actinopteri; Cypriniformes; Nemacheilidae
Gene: wdr73
Product: WD repeat domain 73
Exons: 8
Coding region: 102-1229 (375 amino acids)
Biological process (GO): cytoplasmic microtubule organization
Cellular component (GO): spindle pole; cytosol
Molecular function (GO): protein binding
Source: RefSeq, a predicted model, not a curated record
GUCCCGGAAGUAUAAUACGUUAUUAAAUAUCUGCAGUGAUAAUUCUAUGUUAGAAUAAAAAUAACGUUCAUAAAAACAUUUAGAAUUAACUAUUAUACAGAAUGGAUACAUCCUCUGAUGAAGCCGAUGACUGGUUUAUUGAGUCUCUAAACACGUACAAAGACCUGCAUGUUUUUCAACUCGAGCAUCCCACAAAAGUUAUAGAAUGGACGGGUGACAAAAGUAUUUGUGUGGCAGGAUACACUGAAGCAAGAAGUGAAAUCUUGGAGUUACUUCUGCCCCUAAAAUUAUAUGCAGGAGACAACCAGGGUCUUUGUGCAGAACGAGACUUCAAAGUACAGCAUGGAGGAUUUUCAGAAGAACCUGUUGAGUGUUUGAUCCAUAUCCCUGAAACAAGGUUUGUGGUGACAAGUGGAGGUUCAAGUCCAGCAUUGCAGAUUUGGGAUAUUGGAGGAGAUGAUAGUGAUGUUAUAAAAAGGACCGGAGUCAUAAACCCCAAAAGCCCAUCAGCAAAAUGCGGUAAAAUAGCAUCUGGUUUGACUGAGAAUCCAACAGCCCUUCAUGGUUCUUAUACUAAUGACGUUCAACUGACAGAGUUAGCAACAGGAAGAGUUUUGUAUACAGUAGGAAACGAGUCCUCGGAUUUAGUAAGCGGCUUGCAGUUUGUUAACGCUUACGUGUUUCUCAUUUGUACAUGCAAUGGUGCCCUGCUUAUGGGAGACAUAAGAGACCCUCUGACCUGUCAUUAUCCUCUAAAGGAAAGUAUGAGCGGACUACACUGGUGUUUUGGAUUGAGAUCGAGCAGUUCAGAUCCGUCCCUCUGUACUAUAGCAAGACUUUCUUCAUCUGGUCAAAUGGUUCUGUCUGAUCUGAGAGAUUUACAGAAUUCGUUUUGUCAAACUCAACUAAAUGUCCAACACAUCUCAGCGAAGAAUGAAUUUCUGAACGUGUCUUGGGCUUCUGUUCUUGACAGCUGUCUUUCUGUGUCUGGGUUUGAUGGAACAGUACAGGUCUAUAACACACGGAAUUGGAGUACAGAGGCACAGACCCCUCAGCCUGUUUUUUCACACAGAGGUCAUGAUAUGUCAUAUGAAGCUAAAUGCAGUGGUUCCCGACCUGUGGUUACUACUCACGCUUGGCAUCCAUCGCGACCAAACACUCUUCUCUCGGCAGCUACUGAUGGAUCUGUACAUGUAUGGGACUGGGUGGACAAAAGCACUUACACAUGAGAAUUUUCUGGGGUUCAUUAGAUUAAAACUAUUGUGUGUGAAGUGGUAAACACACAUCCUUGAUUCUGUUUUAAAAAGUCAGGUAUUUUAAAAUGUUCAAGAGAUUUCCAUAACAUCACGUUUCCAGUGAGAGUUUGCAAUUCUGUUGGAAGUUCUUGUAAAUGCUUUGAAUGUAAUAGUAAACAAUUGAAAGUC